GAGUUCGGUGGCAUCGAGCGGUUGUGCGUUUUGAUCAUUUUCACCAGUCCAUCAAUCAUAUUCACUAUUGUAUUCUAAGUAAGAUCAAUUUAACUGCUGUUAAGUGGAGUGUUCGAUUCUUUUGAGUGAUGAAUUUACAAAAAUUCUCAUAUCACUUAAUAAGCAUCAAAAGUGUAUAAAAAAUAUUUUUUAAAAAAAUUCUAAACACGAAAGGCAGAAACCAACACAUUGAAAAGGAGAGAAAAAUUAAAAUUACACAACCUGUUGGAUGUUCCAGAAUUUUAUAAUGGAUUCAAACGAAAGAAUGGAAAAUGUGAAAGAAUAACAAAAUAAAUAAUAAAAAAAAACUUUUUGAUUCUCGUGGUGUGCGAGUCAGACGGGAAAGAAAACGAGUUGAAUGUGUCGAAUUUAAAAUUAUUUUUGGUGCUGAUCUCGUCGUAAAUUAAACAACAAAUCGGCGUGAUAAUUUAAAAGACAAAUUAAGGAACUUGUGUCCAUCGAUUGGAUUAUUAAGAAGUUUUUUCUUGCAACAUUAAUGGAUAAGUUUCAAUGGUUAUUGAACAGAACUUGCAAAUAUACAGAAUCAACAAUAAAAAAAUAAAUCAGAAAAUAAAGAUGGAGAUGAACACAUAUCGUGAAGAGCGCCGAUACUCAGUGCCACAAGGACCGAAUAUUCAUCAUCAACUGCCACCAGCUGCUUCAGAAGAUCUUCAUGCAUGGUCAAUUUAUAGACAAAACUUGAACUCAGAUUUUACUGAUUCUGCUUUGGGCAGCUCUGAUAAAUCACCAUUGCCAUACGGAAACUUCCAACUACGCGAUACUACAGUGCAUUCAAUAUUAAAUCAUCCACGCUAUGGACCCAAAUCGCCAUUGGGAUCCAACAUGUACACUUAUCUUAAGUUUGGAUUGCCACGUGUGUUUCCACCGAAUGGUUCGCAACGUUCACAUCGUGCCGGUCCAGGACCAGGUCAGAGACAUCGUGGAAGAAUAAAUCGAGGAUUUCAUCGUGAUAGUGCUGGUGCCGGGUCAUCAGGUUACGAUAGUAGCGAUAACGAAACAAUGCGAGGUCGUGUUCCCUCCAAUUUAAGAAAAUUUCGAAGCGAAUCAGAUUUUAGAACGAUCGGUGGAAUGAUUCAACAUUCACGACCAAGCUCAAGAGCUCACAAUAAUAUUCCAGUAACAGCUUUAAAGCAGCCAAACAGUCGUGCCAGUAUUGCGGGAACACAAAUUAACGGAUAUAAUACAAGCUCAAGAUAUCAUAACAAUCGAUCACACAGCGAAGCUGAUCUUUUAGGCGGUGCUGAUCGUGAAAUGUUUUACGAAUAUGAUUCAAGAAUUUACGGCGAAGCGCGAGAGCCACGAUCACGUGCUGAACAUUACUCUGCCAUCUCUCGACGUCAAUCGUCGACACUUAUUUAUCCCAACAUACAAAUUCACUGCCUUGAUGUUGAGCCCAAUGUUCGAGGAAUUUCAAUGCAAGCCAAAGCUGGAGAUUUAUUCGCCAUAAUGGCGACAUCAUGUAAAGAAGGGACAGCAUUAGUAGAAACAAUUGCAGGACUUCGUGAACGAUUAGGUGGCGAAAUUUUAAUAAAUGGACAACAAGUAUCAAAAAGAAUGCUUAGACAGUUAUGUGGUUAUGUACCAGCCAUUGAAGUUGCAUCGCUUGAUCCACGAAUGAGUGUUCAAAAUACUUUGAAUUAUCAUGCAUCAUUGAAAGGUCCGAUGGAUAAAGGUGACUUGAAGGAAAGAAUUGACAUUCUUGUUGAAGAUUUAGGAUUGACAGCAGUUCGUUCAGCGAGUAUUUCUCGAUUGACACAUUCAGAGAAGCAACGAUUAAAUGUCGCUUGUCAACUUCUCUCGCAAUGUUCAGUUCUUGUUCUUGAUCAAACAACAAAUAGCAUGGACAUUUUCGAUACUUUCUUCUUAGUUGAAUAUCUGAGACAAUGGUGCAGUUCAAGGAUUUGCAUUAUGACGUUGCAGCCGCCAACUUUUGAGAUUCUCUCAAUGUGUUCGGGAGUUUUGCUGUUGUCAGGUGGAAGAACAAUUUUCAGUGGAAGUAGAGCUGAUCUGCCACGUCAUAUGGGACAACUGGGAUACCCUUGCCCCCCUUUUAAAAACCCAGCGGAUUACUACCUUGAUUUGGUUACGCUUGAUGAUUUAUCAGCAGCGGCUUUGCUUGAAUCAUCGGCACGUAUCGAAUCAUUAGCGAAUGCAUGGGACCGAAUGAACUCUGAACCACCUUUAGCAGCUCCACUGGCAAGUUUACCAGAUCCAACGAAAACUGCUGGCAUGUUCGGACAGUUGGGGACACUUUGCAAACGAUACAUUUCAUAUAAACAGCCAGGCUCGUUGUUGUCAUGGAUCAGUCGAUUAAUUGCUGCAGCAGUUUUAUCUUUAAUCCUUGGUUGUAUUUUCUGGGAUAUUCCAGCAUCUGAUCCACUUUUAACUUACAACGAUCGACUUGGAUAUCAUCACACAAUUAUGGGAAUUGCUUUUUGGCCGAUAAUUCUACUUAUGAUUCGUGACAUUCAGAAUGAUCGCAAAUAUGCUGAAAAAGAUAUCAAAUUGGGACUAUAUGGAAGAACAGUCUACAUAUUUGUGCAAUCAUUGCUAAGUGUGCCACCAAGUUUAUGCAUUUGGUUGGCUUAUUUACUGCCUGCACAUAGUAUGGCUGGUCUUUAUGCUUAUACAGCAGAUAAUGAUGCUGGAAUUUAUUUAUAUAUGGGAUAUAUGAUGCUCUAUUUGAUUGUUAUUCAAACGUUAGCAUUGUUCUCAUCACACUUCAUAUCGACUUACAAGAUUGUUGCUUCUUUGUUUAUGAUCUUAACGACUCUUAUUGUGAACUUAUCGGUUGGAAGUUACGUCAUUCAUCCAGCUGAUGUUCCAGAUUAUAUUAAAUGGUUGAUAUUCCUUUCACCACAGAAAUGGUUGAUGCCAAUACUUACACAAGAUGAAUACAGCGACGAGACAAUAACAAGUGCUGGUGGUUCACAAUUAUGUCGUAAUAAACAAGUUCAACAUCAAGAAAUUAUAAUUCAACAGCCGUGUAAGAUCAACGGAACAAGUGUCUUAACAGACUUCCAACUGCUGCCGAAAUAUCACAUUCUUGAUCCAUCCGACAUUCACAGAUCAACUCUAAUUGGCUUAAUAGUAGCCGCUGUUGUAUUAUUUUUUAUAACUGUUUUUGUAUUCUUACUCAACACUGGAAAGAUGUUUAAAGGAAAAAGUAAAAGACGGUAGAUUUAAUUUCAUGAAUACUCUUGAACAAAUUUUUAUUUUCAAUUCAUUUUCAACAAUCAUUUAAAAGUAUUUUGUAAUGUAAGAAUUUAGUUGUAAAGAUUUAAUUUUUAACAGUUUUUAAAAUGUAAAAAUAUUUCUGUUUCCAAUUGAAAUUAAAGAAUUUUAAUUAAAUGAAAGUUUUUCUUUUUAAUUUUGCUUUCAGUGAUGUUCAUGAUGAUUAUGCUGGAAAGGAAGAUUGAAAGUGAUUUCCUUUUAGUUGAUGACAUUUAACUUCUUUUUUAUGAGAAGCGAAAAGAAAUGAAAU
Molecule: messenger RNA, 3544 nt
Organism: Clunio marinus
Lineage: Eukaryota; Metazoa; Arthropoda; Insecta; Diptera; Chironomidae
Source: the annotation of a GenBank genome assembly